This is a messenger RNA of Striga asiatica, 1753 nucleotides long. NCBI's taxonomy places the organism in Eukaryota, Viridiplantae, Streptophyta, Magnoliopsida, Lamiales, Orobanchaceae. The record is from the annotation of a GenBank genome assembly.
AUGCUUUCCUUCUCCUCCAUUCAACCAACCACCACCAAUCCACCGCUGUCAUCCGCCGCCGCCGCCGCCAAAACCUCCAUCAUUCCCCAUCAAUUUUCCUUCUCCCCCUCCCCGCCGCGACUUCACCAUUCCCGCGGCGGUCUCCCCCGCCGCCGCCUCCUCCGCGUCCGCGCAAUCGACGCCGCCCAGCCGUACGACCACGAGGCUCACCUCGUCGCCCGCUUCGCCCAGUCCACCAAGCUCAAAAUCGCCAUCAUCGGCUUCGGGAACUUCGGCCAAUUCCUCGCCCGGGCUUUCGUCCGGCAGGGCCACACCGUCUUCGCCCACUCCCGAUCCGACCACCACGCCGCCGCGCAGUCGAUCGGCGCCGCCUUCUUCCCAGAUCUGCACGACCUCUGCGAGCAUCACCCUGACGUCAUCCUCAUCUGCACCUCAAUCAUCUCCACGGAGAAGGUCCUCAGAUCUAUCCCUCUCCAGCGCCUCCGCCGGAACACACUCUUCGUGGACGUCCUCUCCGUGAAGGAAUUCCCCAAAAACAUCUUCCUCCAGAUCCUCCCUUCACACUUCGACAUUCUCUGCACUCACCCAAUGUUCGGUCCCGAGAGCGGCAAGAACAGCUGGCACAACCUUCCCUUUGUGUUCGACAGAGUACGAAUUGGGAACGAGGACUCGAGGAUCAACAGGGCCGAUACCUUUCUCGACAUCUUUAAAAAGGAGGGCUGCACCAUGGUAGAAAUGAGUUGCGCAGAGCACGACAAAUACGCGGCUGGCUCCCAAUUUAUUACUCACACCAUGGGCAGAAUACUCGAGAAGCUGGAGCUUGAAAGCACGCCUAUUAACACCAAAGGUUACGAGACGCUGUUGAAAUUAGUGGAGAAUACAGCUAGCGACAGCUUUGAUCUCUACUACGGGCUGUUUAUGUACAAUGAGAAUGCCAUGGAGCAGCUCGAGAGGCUGAAUCUGGCGUUUGAGGAGCUGAAGAAGGAGCUGUUUGGGCAUCUGCACGAGGUUCUGAGAAAACAGUUGUUCGGGAAGUCUGAGGAGGGUGGGCCACGAAGAAGGCCAGUGCUUGAGAUGAUUGAGAAAGGGAUUCCUUCUGUUACGUUUUGAAGGAAUGAAAUGCUUGGGAUCUGUUUGAUGAAAUAAUGUAACACAGAUAUUUGUUGUGUAACAUAAAAUAAAAGCCUGCCUUGGGAGGAUUGUUCGGCUCCAACCAUUAGCAUUUUCUUUGAUUAUUUGAUGGUGGAAAGGAAUGUAAGGGUGGAGCCAUGUAUUUGUUCUCGUCUAUGUUAUGCAUUAAACACUUGAGUUGUGUAGUGGUCAAGUGAAUAUAUGAUGUUUGUGGUUGAUGUCAAACUUACUAGAGAGUAAAAACUUAGUUUCUAUUACAUGGCCUACAUAUGUAUGGUUUUGAGAAACAAUUUUGAGAGAAGAUUAUGGUUUCGUCUUCUUAGCGAGUCUAUAUUCUAUAUCUGUUUUGACGAAUUGAAAUUCGAAGGAAGUGGAAAAUGAUGAUAAAAGCGAAAGGGAAUGCUUUCUGAAUUUAUUUCUCUUUUUAAUUACUAUUUCAACUUCUCCAUUGUUUGCUUAGUAAUUGGAUAAUAAAAUUCCCCACUAUAGCAAUAUUGCCUCCGAGAUGGCUCACUUUGAAAGUAUGUACUGCUUUUGUGUAAUUUGCUAGCAGCCUUGAAUAGUUUUACAACAUUGGACAGCAGAGCAGUAGACAGUGAAAUAUUUAUUCCUUACGAUUGUG